Messenger RNA from Lytechinus pictus (painted urchin), 3877 nucleotides. RefSeq names its product major facilitator superfamily domain-containing protein 6-like. Gene Ontology annotation, cellular component: plasma membrane. The transcript has 6 exons. Bases 1 to 2535 code for a protein of 844 amino acids. Lineage: Eukaryota; Metazoa; Echinodermata; Echinoidea; Temnopleuroida; Toxopneustidae. The record is from RefSeq and is a predicted model, not a curated record.
AUGAAUUCACGGGUUGGUAUGAACGAGAGGACCGAAAGGCGCAUACUCACUGGGAACGAUUAUAUCGCUUCGAGUGGAGAGGAGGUUUCAUUAUUGAACAAGUCAAGAGAAGAGACAGAACCUCUUGAGGAGAAUAGGCGGAGUUGGUGUGGAUUCAUACUUCGGAAGAAUUAUCUCUCGCUUGAUAACGACGAAAUGAAGGUGAACUCAGAAAAGAAGAUGCGCUCGCCCGCGAGGCGCUUUGCGAUCAACCAAACCAUGUUGCCGUAUAAGAUGUUUUAUUUCCUGUCCGAUGGGGCAUCUUCAUGUAUUGCUCCGUAUCGCUCGCUCUACCUUAAACAACUUGGGUUGGGACCGAGUCGCAUUGGAGUUGUGGCAGCCAUGAAGCCUCUCGCAACAUUUCUCUCCAAUGCCAUGAUCGGGUUCUUGGCGGAUCGGUACGGAUGGCGGAAGGCGAUCAUGCUGACGAGUUUGUUGAUUUGGAUCGGGAGUCUCCUUGCCUUUGGGUUUCUUCCACCAGCUUCUGAGGUAUCCAGACCAGUGGCCGUGGAGCAGCUGAAGGACAUGAUCUCCCAAUUCAACUACACUGACCUGGCUGAAGAGGAACUGUUACUGAGGGGAGUACGUUCGACUGAACAUAGAUUUCAGACUCACAGAGAACUCCAACUACGGUUUAACGAACGAUUGAACCGCCUUCGUUGCUUGGUGAUGAACUGCACGACGGACGGGAUGCCGUUCGAUUCCUUACCACAUCACGGGAAAGAUUAUCGAUUGGCGAAGAAGAUGUUUGAUCCAUCAAGGGGCAGGCAUGAUGGACAUCGCAUGCAUGUCUCGUCAACUGAAUCGCCCUUGUCAACGACGACGUCUGGAAGAACCAACCACUUGGAAAUCUUAUUAGGAAUGGAUAUUAUAGAUAACCUUGAUGCAUCAAACAACUUAAGCGAAUGGAGCAAUCUCGUCCACGACGCCCUCGGUGGCGCCGAACCCUUCACGGAGUUUCCGCUGACCUCGAAUAUGGUCAUCAAGCUCUCUUCCGACCGCAGCUGGCUUUUCGACCAGCGGGAGCUCUUCCGGCUCUUCCUCAUCAUCCUCGUCAUCACAAACAUCAUCUACAUCUCACUAGGAUCAUUCAUGAGACUCGCUGAUACUGCGACCCUCAGUGCUCUCGCUAACGAUCCGGCAAGCGAAGUGUCGGACUACGGCUGGCAUCGCUCCUUCGGCGGACUAGGAUGGGCCAUCUGCUCUCUGAUUGUUGGUGUGUUACUGUCAGGGACAAGUAUCCCGGUGGUGAGAUGGGGAGUCACCCUCAUCAUCACCAACUACCGGGUCGCCUUCCUAGCCUUUGCCCUCGUCGCCUCUCUCUCUGCUGUCUGCUCGUGUUUUAUGGACUUUAAGUAUACUACUUGUGACUGGGACACGCAGUGGUCGGAGCUAAGACGCGUACUACUCAGUCCACACUUUGCUUCAGUUUUCUUCGUAGCCUUCUUCACAGGCGUUUGCAACGGUAGUGUCUGGGGUUUUUUGUUGUGGCACUUCCAGAAUAUUGGUGCCAGUCAGACCCUGAUAGGCGUCCUCGAGGCGAUACAAAGUAUUGCAGAGUUGAUACUUGGUUACUUUUCACGGCGAUUCCUAAAUUACUUAGGAUACAUUACUUCUCUGACGCUGGGUUUGGCAGUCUACGCUAUUCGCUUCGUCUGCUAUGCUGCAAUUUCAAAUCCCCUGUGGCUCAUACCUGUUGAGAUUUUACACGGUAUUUCAUUCUUACUGACGUGGACCACCUUGGUGUCGUACCUGGGGACGGCCGUCCCUGCCGAGUGCAUGACCACAGUACAGGGGAUCCUCGGCGCGCUCUAUUUCGGUCUUGGCGUCGGAGCAGGCUCCCUGGUCAGUGGCAUCAUCAUCGACUAUUUCAACGCCGUCAAAGCAUUCUAUGGAUUCGCCGUGGCUAGUCUGGCGGUGAUGUUUCUCUUCAUGGUUUCUCAACAGCUCUUUCCGCGUGGGAGCAAAUUUGAUGAUAAAUCAGGGUAUGAUGACAAUGGCAAUGACGAAGAAAAACAGAAACUCGACCACGUGUGCGAUGACGAAGCUGAAGAGGUCAUAACCCCUACACCACCGUAUCCUGUUUCCAUCAAGAAUUUUUUACAACCAAAAAGAACGAAGAAUGAACAACAUUUGCUUAGUCCCGGAGCUGGAACCGGUCCGAUCCCAGAAAUGAUGCCGCACGGUCGAUUCUUUCACCGGAUAAAUUUCGCUGAUGCCCAUAAAGAAGUACACCAAAUACAGCAACGUCCGCUGAGUUACUGUGGAACAGCGACCAGCGAAAUGAGAGUCGAAGUGCAGCAGAGGGCAUUACCUGUACACGUGACCGUUUCACUGCAGCAGCUGAAACAGCUGAAAUGUUUACCACCAAAAGAAAAGACGUUACCUAACAAUAAAAUUCCAAAAGAAGAAACUCGGAUAAAUGCCACGUGUCAGCACGAGAAAAUAGAAAACAAUUGGUUGUUGCCUCGCCAAAGAACUUACACGAUAAACUGAAAAUGACCCGAUUUCAUUCACUGAGCCAAUGACACCAAAUUGUUCAAAUUUGAUUAUUUAUGUAUGCAUGUAGGAAAUUAUAUGAUUUAAAGUUUUCAAUGCUAAGUUCACCCAGACAAAAAGUUGACCUGAAUGAGAAAAAAGUCAACCCAGCAUAACAUUGAAACCUCCUUUAAAGAAUUAUGGUGCUUCAUUUAUUUCAAUAAAAUGGGUAUGUGAUAUUGAAUCGAUAUUGUCAGAAUAUCACAAUUUGUUUUUCUCUUUCAUGACGUCACAUCAAAAAAGCCUAUGUCGUUUUUUUCUUCCUGUAAAUUAAAACUGGUUCAAAUCGUCCGUCUGAAAUGCAUAGUUUUGAAGGUCAUUAAGAAUCAAUCAAGAGGUUCUUUAUUAACAAAUCUACAAAAAGCAAACGUUUUCAAUCAAUGUUAUGCUUUUUGGUUGUUUUACCUAUUCAUCACCUUCCUUGCUGUCGUUGUGGGUGGUCUUAGCCUUGAAUAAUUUAUCCAUUUAUGCCAUCCGUAUAGUACUUGAAUAUAGAUAUAGGUACCUAAUGACGGAGUUGCAAUGAAUCUUUCGAGACAAGCUGCGUAGAAAAAAAUCCGGUCUUUUUCAUUAAAUCAAUCAAAAAUUUAAAACUCAAAUGUUAAGAGCGUGUAUAAGUAUUAUGCUUGUACGCCCUAUAUAACAGCCAUGUUUGCUCAUGAUAGGUCAAUUUGCAUUUGAACUGAAUAUCAUGGGAUGACAGAAAUUACGAUUAAUGCAUGUAUAAAACAUAUACUAAUGUAUAUGUACGAAUUCGGCAAAUAAAUGACUGAAUCGAAAGCGUAAAGUGGGUUUUAUCAUGAGAAAGAACAUCGAUUUUUGCUAUCCGAUUUACAUGUCCUUUCCGAAAUUCAGAGGACAUUUUUAAAGUGAAAAAUCACGUUAAAAGGUUAAGUGAUUACCGAACAUGACGCGCUCGUUCGGAGAAAGCCCACUCGGUGUGUGACUGUGAUACCCAUGGAUUUCAUUUCAUUUGUAGGUUUAAUUAAAAAAUACAAUUUUACAGAUGCUGCAGUCUCGGCUUUGGUCACAUUCUCUUUUUGCUUUUGUAUGAAGGGGGGGGGGGGGGGGUUCUUGGGGCUUGAAAUAUAUAUGAAAGUUACUUAUCAUAAUUCUUAUGAACUACUUUAUAGACAGCUGGAGAAUGGCUUGUGGAAAAUCUAUCUUUUACAAAAAUUAUAUUUUAGUAAUGUUGUUUGUUGAAUAAAAUUGAGGAUUUCUUCCUAGCUUACACCACGAUGAAAUCACCGACGAUUUUCAACUGGAAGUCAUGCAUGGGUAUAUCCAUUUAACAACUUGU